This is a messenger RNA of Paralichthys olivaceus (Japanese flounder), 2190 nucleotides long. The record is from RefSeq and is a predicted model, not a curated record. NCBI's taxonomy places the organism in Eukaryota, Metazoa, Chordata, Actinopteri, Pleuronectiformes, Paralichthyidae.
CUUCUUGGUCAAUAUAAGUCACUAUUUUGCCAUCAAAACAAAUUGCUUCUCUCUCUCUGCAGUACCCAUCUAUGUGCCGUUCCUGAUAGUGGGCUCUGUGUUCGUGGCCUUCAUCCUGGUGGGAUCCGUGGUCGCCGUGUGCUGCUGCCGCUGCCUCCGGCCCAAACAGGAACUGUCGUCAGGAGGUACGACAGGAGGCGGGGCCGGCGGUGGGCGCCUCUUGGAAACCAUCCCCAUGAUGGCGAGCACCUCCAGAGGCUCGUCAUCGCGCCAGUCCAGCACGGCCACCUCAUCCAGCUCCUCUGCCCCACCCACCGCACCCCGCCCUGCUCCCCCUCCCCUCAUGCGGGCUCAGGCCUCUUGCUGUCUGCCGCCUGACGCCAGCGUCUUUGUCAACAUGCCCACCAAUUUCUCUGUACUCAACUGCCAGCAGGCCACCCAAAUCAUGCCUCACCAGGGACAGUUCCUGCACCCGCAGUACAUUGGCUACGCUCACCCUGUGUCCCAAGCUGCAGCCUUCCUGGACCCCACCCAUGGAGGAUACAGGCCCCUGCAGUCCCCGUGCCCUCCUCCCACCGGAGGGUCAAGUGUCGUCAGUGACCAGAAAUACCCUCCAGUAACAGUGUGAUGAGGGGCCAACAUGUAGUCCACUCUGCCACUUUGUUGCGAAGACUAACUUGUGAAGUUUAACAUGAGAGGGCUGCGCCAGAGACCUUUCGGGGACACUGCCAGAGUGGAAAAAGAAAGGCAGGGAGUCAAACUCACAUGAAGGACUCAUAAAGCCAUUGCUGGCAGCAGGGCCUGUCCCGCUAUUGUGUGUGGUGUGUGUCUGUUAUGUAUGUGUCAUGUGACCUGUUGCCAAGUUGAAAUGAGCUAAGCUCAGUCUCUGAUGGGGUACGGUGGAUGCAUAAACAAUUUUCUGUCUUGAUACAAAGAUCAAACUGUAUAUCGGAGAGUUACACUGCCCAGAUGGGUGAUAAUGCACAGCAAAGUGCAGCCUGCAGCUCAAAUCAAGACUGUGCACGUGUUUGUGUUUGCAUGUAUGUGUAUGGGAGAGUGGGAAAAAGGUUUGUUGGCUCGAAUCUGCUUGAAUGAAUGAUGACUGGAUGAUUUAUAACAGUGGGCUGUACGAAAAGUGGUUAUUCAGGCAAAACAAAACAAAAAAGAACACAUGCUGUGUUUAUGCCAUGUGCACAUGUGCACUUGUGAAUGGUUGUAAGUGGUUUAUACAAUACAGUAUGUUUGUGUUGAAAGUAUGAGGACAGAAUGUGAGAAGAUGUUUGUACUGUAUGUGUGUGAGUUUGUGGGAGUGUGUGAAGUGUGGAGGGAUGUGGUCGUAUGAGUAACUGUGAGUGAACUGUGUGUGUAAUGGGAAAUGCAGGUGGUGUGAUGUGAGAGGCAGUUGCAAUCUCCCUGCAGACCAUUUAAAAUCUAAUGAAGUGAACACAGGACGCAGACUGUGACGCUCAACUCUGCUACACAGCCUCCCUCCUGCCACCCAAAAAGAAUAAACACAAAAACUUCUGGCCCGACUGCACUGAGCGGAAACACACAGACACAUGAAAAAAAAAAAAGAAAAAGACAAAUUUCAUGCAAGGCCGCCAGUUAAUGUACGUGAGUGUGUGACAGAGAAGAAGUUAGAGGCUGCUCUCUGAAGAUUGAGGUUAAUUAUACAGUGAAAAACUGCCAAAUGUCCCCCCCCUCGCUUCUCCCCUGUGAGGAGUGUGUGAGCAUGUGUGUUUGUAUUUAACACCCCCACAGCUCAGUGCGUUAGCAGAGGGCACAGGCAGCUCCAGGGCAGCUUUGACUCAUUAUUUUCCACUUAAGAAAAGGCAAAGAAAUGGUGAUUAUCAGUUGUUAAGGAAAAAAAAAAAAAAAGUGAAACCUGCAUAUUUCUGUUUUGCAGCUGGUAACUCACAAGUAACAGUAAUAUGCAAUUUGAGAAAUGUGCUCCACCGAGUGAGCAGCCUGACAUGUCCCACUACGACAAUACUGAAACCAGUAUGUCUGUGUCUCUCGUCUGUACUCCGAGCACAAUGUCUGUAACAGUAGGCAGCUUGUGUGUGAAAAGAGUGUAAAGUGUAAAAUGGUGGAUGAAAUUUGUCCUCGUGUUUUUGUCCCCUCUGUGAUUUGAUGCAGGACUGACACAUUUCAUAUGAAUUUCAGAAAAAAUAAACAACUUUUAAAGCA